Molecule: messenger RNA, 2034 nt
Organism: Symbiodinium necroappetens
Lineage: Eukaryota; Dinophyceae; Suessiales; Symbiodiniaceae
Source: the annotation of a GenBank genome assembly
AUGGCUCGCCGCAUCUUGAUUCUACCUUUUUACCUCGUGUCUCUUUAUUCCAAGGCUGAUGCCAACUUCACCAAUGAGAGCAAUGAGACGGAAGGCAACGAGAUGAAGAAUGUCGGCCUACCCGUCCCCUUGGACGAGAGCUACAUUAACCCUGGCGGCAGCGUACGGUGCCCCUCGCGCUGCAGGCGUUACUUUGCGGGCGCAGGGCCCGGCGAUGGCACCAUUUGCCAAAAGCAGGCAUCGGGGGUCGGCACUGCUCAGCAGAACUUGGAGCUGGGCGUAGCAUGCUACCCAGCAUAUGGGUGUGGCAGGGACAUGAUUACCUGCGUGGAUCAGGCAUUCGAGGGCUCCUUGCCGGACACGUCUGAUGCAGCCUCCGCAUGUGCAGGUCUUGAUGUCGUCCAGGCGGAAGAUCCGUGGACUUGUGGCACAGCCGAGGAGAACCGACCUCCCUGCAAUGGUACGGCCAACAACAACGCAGGCAAGUGGCUGAAGGCCAAUGGAGAUUUGGCAUGUGGCUGGGGAUCCACCUAUGGAAAUGUCUACCCAGGCUACAGCGGUUCCCCUACGCCAGCCACUGAAGUCUUCACCGUUUCCACUGACUUGGAGUGCUGUUUGAAGGCGAUGUCUUUCGAAAACAGCUCCUGGGAAGAUGGCGGAGCCGCCCUCUUCUUUCAGCGAAUUGGCUCGACCUGUCGUGUAGACCGCGAGAAGAUUAUCUAUGCUAACAUGGAUAGCUCGUCAGGGCGAUCCGUGAAGUACCAGGACACGCGCUGUGGCUCAGGAGAGCAGUUCUACUACCGCCAUGCCGCCGGGGCAGCAGAUGCUGCCAACCUCCACACGGGUGGUCGCUGCGUCGUGGAUGGAGGCUUCACUCGCCUGCAUGAGCUGACCUCUGGCACGAACCUUCCUGGCGGUGAGCUUCCUGAUGGGCAUGAGCUGCCAAACCACGAGUGCCCGGAAGGGGAUCCCAAUGAGACAGGGUUCUCACAGGACUGCAACGUGACCCUCAAAUUCAACACCAUCAAUGAUGCAGAGGAGUGUUGCGAGAUGUGCCGUUCCAUGAGCUGGCUCCCGAGUGUGGGUGGUGUUGUGGAGAUGGAUGACGCUGGCACUCCCAAGAACCCCUGUGUCGCUUGGCAAAUCGUGGAGGGCCGCUGUCGCAUUGUGCGUCAGGAGUAUUUCGACUACUGGAAUCCAGGCAUGACGAUUCAGGCGUCCUUGACGCGAAACAGCUUUGAGGCGCCAGGCAACACAGACUGGGUGGUGCCAACGCGUGGCUGCGGUGAGUCUGAGGAGUCUUGCAAUUAUUACUCCUUCAUUUACUACCGCCAGUUCCGUGAGGUCUCUGGAGUUGCAGUGGACCCAUCGGUCCUGUCAGCAAACAGCUCAAACUCUAGCAGGAAUGCAACCUACCGCAAGGUUGUGUCGGUGACCCUCCCUCCCAACGUGGAGAACUUGUCCUUUGAGCUCAAUGUCAGCGCCGUGCCCACGAGACAUGACCGCCGGCCGCAGCUGGUUCAGGACAGCAUGAACCAAAGCUUUGCGAACCUCACUGGGGCGAGCUUCGAUGACGUAGUGGAUGGGCUGAACUCUAACGUCACACCCGUGACAGAAGAGACGGCUGGGUCUGGGGAAGACUGUGGGCAGAUUGAGAUUUAUGCGGCAAGCGCCAUGCGAAGGAGUGGUGAAUACGAGAUCUUUGAUGAGGAGUCGUCUCCAGAGCCGCUCUGUGUAUCCGAGUGCACUCCUUCCGGCACGACGACGUCCUUCCGGUGUGGUCUCCAGAAUCUCACAGACGGAGGCCGUCGGCUGGCUGCGUUGGACAAUGUUGUGGUGUCCUUCACGGCCAUCGGCUCAGGCUACGACACCGUGGAUUUCGGGGUCGCUGCGGCCUUGGAUCAGGGGCCUGCCACCACGGUCACGACCACGACAGGCGGCACAGGCACCACUGUGAGCACAGGGCCAGUGUCCUCGGCACCAGCCUCGAGCCUCGGCCUCGCGGCGAUGGGUUUCCUGCUUUUUCUCGCUUGA